Molecule: messenger RNA, 2268 nt
Organism: Rotaria sordida
Lineage: Eukaryota; Metazoa; Rotifera; Eurotatoria; Philodinida; Philodinidae
Source: the annotation of a GenBank genome assembly
AUGGCUAGUUCGAUUCCUGUAUCUUAUGGUGACCUUCUUACAAAUGCAGAUGAUCAACAACUUGAAAUUUUCUGCAUUAUUUGGCUGGAUGAUAAUGUGCAAGCCAGUGAUGAUCGAGAUACAGAACAGAAAUUACGCUCUAUUAUUAACCGUCUCAAGCGGUUCAAAGAUGUAGAACGAUGUCAACAGUAUAUCAACGCAGGAUCUGCAAAAGAUAGACUAAUUAUUAUUGUCAGUGGUAUAUUAGGACGAAAGAUUGUUCCAGCAAUUCAUAAUGUUCGGCAAGUUAUAUCAAUCUACGUGUAUUGCAUGGAUGAGGCAGGUAACAGGGAAUGGUCUAAAAAUUAUACAAAGGUCAAAGAUGUUGUUACUGAACUCGAUAAACUUAUUUCUCGAAUCGAAGUUGAUCAUAAAAUUCAAAAAGUUAUUGAACAACCAUUAUCCAUCAAUAUUUUUACGGCAGGCAAAUCGACAGACGAUGUCAAUGGGAAAUUUGUCUAUUUCCAAGUGCUUAUCGACUGUCUUCUACGACUUAGAACUACUCCAGAAGAUACGAAAGAGCUUAUUCAAAUUUUGAAACAAGCAUAUGAAGAUAAUCGUUUUGAAUUGAGCAAUAUUCAAGAGUUUCGAAAAAAGUAUUCAUCUGAUCAAGCUGUUUGGUGGUAUACACGAGAUACAUUCUUUUACAAGGCGCUUAAUGCCGUUCUACGUACAGAAAAUAUCCAUAUGAUAUUUUUAUUUCGUACAUAUGUCUUUGAUAUUCAACAUCAAUUGAAAACUCAUCAAGCUAAGAAACCUCUACGAGUUUAUCGAGGACAAGUGAUAUCCAUUGAAGAACUGAAAACUCUACAGAAUAGUUGUGGUCAGUUUAUUUCGGUAAAUUCAUUUUUUUCCACCAGUACUAAUGAUGAACGAGCACGUUCUUUUCUUAAUGCUCCUAAUACUCCAGAGAAUUUAGAAAAAGUCCUAUUCGAUAUUGUCGCUAAUCCGAAAGCAGCUACAACAAAACCAUUCGCCGACAUCAGGACACUCAGUGAAUUUCCGGGCGAAUCAGAAAUACUCUUUAUGAUCGGUUCAAUCUUUCGCUUAAACAGUGUCAAUCGCAGUGCUAAAGAUCAAAUAUGGAUCAUUGAAAUGACUCUUUGUAGUGAAAAUGAACACGAUUUACAAGAAGUUCUCAUGUAUAUGACACAGCAGCUAGGUAAUGGAGAUACAAGCCUUCAAAUGCUAGGAAAACUAUUGUGGGAUAUGGGGCAAUUAGAUAUGGCUGAAAAAUACUUUAUUCGUUUGUUGGACCAACUUCCACCAGAUGUCCAUUUACGCGGUGAUCUAUAUGAAGACCUUGCCAAACUCGCAGCCCAAGCAAAAGACUAUGACAAAAGUGUUCAAUGGCGUAAAAAGGCUCUCAAAUUCAAGAAUGAACAUCCAUCAGAAUUGAGCACGAAUAUUAAUCCAAUCGGAGACAAAACCCAUUCGGUCAACGUCAAUACGAAAGAAGUGAUAAAUCAGGUUACAGAAAUAAUGACGGAAAUGUCUCAAUUACAAAAUUUUACUAUACCUCGCUACUUUUUCAUUUUACCGACAAGAAAAUGCGAUAAGAUGUUCAUCAGUAAUGAACAAAAUUGGUUUCGUAUUCAUUAUAAACUCUACUUUCUAUGUGAAUGCUCACAUGAACCAAAUCAAAUGCAUGUCGCACCUCAUGAAGGUUAUUUGAUUAGAAUGCCAAGAGAUUUUGUUGUGCAAUAUGCACCAUAUUUAAGAACAACUCUAAAUAUCGUUCGAAUUAUGCUUUCAAGUGGACGCUUUGUCCUUUCAAAAAAUGGUAGUGCAUUGCCAUCGGAAUUUAACACUCCCGAAGAGAAGGAAACUAUAAGACAGCAAUUACACUUGGUUGAAGCAUUAAUCAAUAAAUUUGAUAAUAAACGAACUCGUCCCGGUGCAUCCAUGGCUGAUGUAGAGAAAUCAAGAGGAGUUCCACUUCAGGAAGUGGAACUAAGCGAACUUGAAACAUAUCUGGAACUUGCUGACAAUCAAUGUACUCUUGGAAACUUAUAUCGAGCAAUUGCUGUUAAUGGAUUUGUUCUUUGGGUAUGUCUUGAACACUAUAAUAACAUUAGUUUCAAUAAUGAAAUGCGUAAAUAUAUAAAAGAUUUUUUGGCUAUGGGAGACGAUAAAUAUAUUGAAACUAUUCAAUCUUAUACAAGUUGUAGAACAAUUCUACUAGGUUUUGUAAAUGAUAAUUCUAGUGUUCAGUGCGAAGAUUCAUAA